Cryptococcus deneoformans JEC21 is the source of this 2186-nucleotide messenger RNA. RefSeq lists its product as hypothetical. The transcript has 3 exons. The record is from RefSeq and is a predicted model, not a curated record. Bases 57 to 2093 code for a protein of 678 amino acids. NCBI's taxonomy places the organism in Eukaryota, Fungi, Basidiomycota, Tremellomycetes, Tremellales, Cryptococcaceae.
CAAUAUUUCUAUUUCCUUGCACAUCUACUGCACCACCGCCAAACUUCAGAGUUUCAAUGCCAACACAACCACCACCUACUCCUUGGCUUCCAAAUACCCGUUUCGCAGACCAAUCUCUCCUUCUCGAUGCCCAACCCAUUUUCGAUGUUUCGUUCGACGAUGAGUCGAUGUGGGGAGGGGAGACGAUGCUGGUGGACAACGGUAACAAAACGCAAGAGAAUAAGAACCUAGAAGCUUCAGACAAUGUGGAUGCUGGAGAUGAGGCCACGAUGAAUAUGACUUUGGACCUGGGGGACUAUUUGCCAGAUGAGGUCGACCAGAAAGAAGUCCGGCAAAAGGACAAGACUGUCAGCCAGGGGUCGAAUCGAAAACGAGGGUUAUCAGAAAUCAGCACGUCUGCAAUAUCCACAAGUACUACGAUCUCGGAUUCUUCAACGUCUUCUGCGACAGCCACGUCUCGCUUGGCGCACAAGCGCGAAGGUAGCCCUACUCCGUUGAGUGUCGCUGGCCCAUCAAAACGACCGAGAAGACCGAAGGAGAAGAACGAUGACCUUUUCUCACGGAGGUUAUCUGACUCGAAUCGACGGUCGAGCCUUACUCCUAUACCGCAGAUAUCCAUUAUCAUGACACCCUCCUCUGUAGUGAAAACGCAAGAGGAGACACGACUCAAGGCAAACAAAGCUCCAACUUCUUCUGUUGCUUUCGCAUCAUCAUCAUCUCAACCUUAUAACCAGUCCACGACUUCAUCAAACACUGCCAGUGCUCGAUUGAAAGCCCGGCUUCAUGCUGACGGCUCCAAAUCGGAACCAUCUAACAAUUCUACAAGUCACCAUGCACAGCAACCAGAGUCUUCUCGCCCGGCCCAAACCGUCUCAGAAAAGAGCUCAGCCUUGUCUCGCUAUCUAGCCAAGUCAACCGUGUUAGCGGCGAAGGAAAGCCAUGAAGUUCCAGCUGAGAAAGGAAAUCAAAAAGUCCCAAAUCCCUCCGCAACUGAGUCAAGUCACACUCAACAAUCGUCGGUCCCUCUCCCCAACACAUCACAGCUCCAGACUGUCACACUUACUCCGCAACCAUACGACAAUGGCGAGCCCGCGCCCGACGUUCCCCAUAACGGCUCUCUAAAGAGAAGGGAAUCACGGCGCUCGUCGAUAGGUGAAAAGGUCGUGAACUUUAUAUCAGGCCUAAUACGCCCGGCGACGCCUGCAACGGUCGAGAUUUAUCCGAAGGGGCAAAAAGAUGAAGAGCAGACUAAGGAAAAGCUGCUUUUCGAUCCACUGAAGGUAGCGCCAACAAUUGAUGAAAAGGAGAGAGUAGAAGCUACUGUAUCUCAGUCGGGUCGAAUCAGGCGGAAGGAAAGCGAAGGGGUGUCUCAUGUGAGGACCCUUACGAAGCCCGUCCCCUUUUCACGUCCUCUUCAUGUACGCGCCCCUCCUCAGAGAGAUGUCGAGGCGAAGGAACAACGAGCUAAGCAGCAACCCCUCGUUGCAAAAGCUACAGUUGUGGCUAUUUCCAAAGUCCCUAGUCGAGGACCGCUCCAACCAUCCCGUACGCAGCCAAACACCAAACCUGUCAGUAAAACAGGGCCGUCAUCUCCAAAUUCAAAGAAUAACCCUCCUCAUCUUCGUCCCGCCAGUACAUCCGCAUUUGCAUCUGCGGCGCUUGCCAAACUGCCACCGCCCGGAAAGGGCCACAAGGUUGCCGCGGAACCAAUCAAAGUGCGCGACGUAGAAAAGAUCCAUGAUAUAGCUGCUGUCCGUGGUGUUUUUGAACGACUCUCAUCUACGUCUUCCUCUUUGAACAGACCUCCCACUACAGAGUCAUGUACGAAAUCACAUGCCAACCGGCCUGGGGUCCUUCAGCGUACAGUUCCUAUCCGUGGACAUACACCCGGUAAAUCCUCUGCUCUCAGGGCACAACAGCGUGCAGUGUUUGAUCAAGCUGUGAAAGAGAAAAUGGAGGAAAAAGAGAAAAAGGAGGCCGAGGAAAGGCAGAGGAAAGAGAUGGAAGAGGAGAUGGAGUACCGGCGAAGGAGAAAAGAGACAGUUAUCAGAGCAAAUCCUGUACCGGAUAUGUACAGAGGCAGGAGGCAAUAGUAAACGAGAGAAAAUAGCACCCUGUAAUAAGAGUUGUGUUCUUUGUAGGAUGAACUUGCCAUAUGUUGUCAUGUGAUGAACAAUGAUAUGAUC